GGCGCACGCGGGCUGACGCGGGGGCGGAACGGAACAGCUGAUCCUUACCGCGUCUUGGCUGGUCUCUUGGCGUCUGUUGCUGUCGGCCGCGUUCCACGAUAUCGUCCUCAAUUGACGAUUGCCGUCAAUUACGUUGGCGUCGACGGUGGCAACGGUGGUUAGGUUCGACGAGUUCGCGAAAAGAGACAGCGUGCAUCUCGGUCAUCUUCGAAGUCCGAAUCCUCCCCCGAGAGCUGUGCUAAGUGGUGACUUGGUGAGUGCUCGGUAGUGCUCGGCGGCCGCGCGAAUUAACCCUUUCCCGCGACUACCGAAUACUUGAGCUGAGACUACUCCCCACCGCGACAUCCUUGGACGGAGAGCUCAGUCAUCUCGCCUAGUCUGCACCUAUCAUCUGAUUUAAUUCGAGACAUUAUCACCAGGAUUAUGGCCAGUCCGGUGGUUGGCACCGGAUAUAACUUCAAAGUGGUUUUGCUCGGCGAGGGAUGUGUCGGCAAGACCUCAGUCGCCCUUCGAUAUGUCGAGGACAAGUUCAACGACAAGCAUAUCACCACGCUACAGGCGUCGUUCCUGAAUAAGAAAUUGAAUAUCAACGGGAAAAGAGUGAACUUGGCGAUAUGGGACACCGCCGGGCAAGAGAAGUUUCAUGCAUUAGGACCAAUUUAUUACAGAAUGUCCAAUGGUGCCAUUCUUGUGUACGACAUUACAGACGAGGACACCUUCCAAAAGGUAAAAAACUGGGUGAAGGAGCUUAAGAAGAUGUUAGGUAGUGAAAUUUGCUUAGUGAUAGCAGGUAAUAAAGUGGACCUGGAGAAGGACAGGAAUGUUGCCAUAGAGGAAGCUGAAGAAUAUGCCAAACAGGUGGGAGCUAUGCAUUUUCAUACAUCAGCCAAGUUAAACCAGAACAUCGAAGAGAUGUUUCUGGACUUGACCCAACGCAUGAUGCAACGCGCGGAUGAGGCUGAGCAAAAGUCCACGCUCACGAGGACUAAUAGUAUGCGUCGCAAUGUCGUGAUGGUCGAGGACGAGGCAGAACAAACUCAACCGAAUAGAAGUUCCUGCUGUGGUGGUGGUGGUGAUAGUAGUGGUGGUACCAGUGGCAGUGGCGGUGGAGGCGAUAACAGCGACUUUUUGUAGACCUUUAAAAUCAAUUUACAUUCGAAUCCAGAUACAAGGUCUAAUUUCGGUAAUUUAUUAUGUAUAGGAUGGAGCGUCUCAAAUGUGACAAAUUACUAUCUGUAAAUGAUAGUUUGUCGUAUUACAAAUGCUUCAUCUUGUAUAUAUAUAAGGACAAGUGCGUUACGUAUGUAUGAGUGUGCACAUGUAUGCCUAUAUAUAUGUAUAUUUUUAGCUGCAGUAAUUCUUGGAUAGCAAGGAUACUUAUAUACUUGUGUAUAUAUAAUCCGAGGCAGAUUCCGUAUUAUACCACUUUGUUGAAGAGAGAUGACUUGUUAAAAUUUUCGAUAGAUUUGUACGCAUUAUAUGGUUGCAGCCUUUCAUUGUUAUUUAUGAACAUCGUGGAAUAAGCUUCCUUUUUUCAGACAGAUUUGCCUCUCGAGUAUUUUCGUCGUCUCGAUGAGAUUCAUCUUUUGAAGUAAUUUUUCAUUCAAAGCAAUCGUGAAGCAAUGUAUAAUGUCACUUCUUUCCAAUGAAUCAUUAUUCCAGAUGCUACUUUUUUAUAAAUAUAUAUAUGAUUGCACAAGUGCAGUGGGUUUCUCUAUUACUUAAAUCACACGUUCGUAAUGGAGAAGAAACAGUGUCUGAAAUAUCAAUUUUGUCAUCUAGCUGUUUUGAGUUUCUCAAUCUCCGUGUAGUUGCAAAAAUUUUGUAAAAAGCAAAAUGGGUAAAUGCUUUGUCUGAAUCAUCCCGUUUUCACAAUGCCAUUUUUUGAUAUAUAAGUACUGUAAUCUUUGCAAUCCACAAAUUGCUACAAGCUGAUUAACUAAAAAUUUAACAUAAUCAUUAGACGGCGCGGUCUUGUCGCAAGACGAGGGCAUUUUCAAGGAAAAACAGAAAAAGACUUUCGACUUUUAUCCAAAAUGAUAAUUUGGGUUAUUGUACAUAUUAAUUGUGCCGAUAAUUUUAUUGUAUUGGUUUGGAUCGUAUAUUAAGUAACACGCAAUAUGUUUAUUCAUCUCAAGUUAUAUAAAUUAGCGAUACAAGAGAGUUGUUAUUUAAAUUAUUGUUACUGUAAGUUAUUUUAUGAACAUAAAAUGGUAACUCUUGUAAUAACGUUACAGAGAAACGCUUCAUUUAACAUUUAUACCUCGAUCCCAUCGUCACGAAAGUUAAGUUUUGCUUAUGAAUUAUACACAAAAGUGAAACUGAAGAUCUAUAAAUAAACACGCUUUAUUACACCUUCUAUUGACAAUAACGAGGAAUGUAAUCAUGUCACAUCAGUUCUAUAUAGGUCUGGGUUAGUCUUUUUUUUGUGAUAGAGAGCGGAUUGAGACUGCCAAGCUCAUACUUUAUCCCAGUUACCUAUAAUGGCAGGACUAUUUAAGGGGAUAUACAAACCUACGGUUUGCUACGCGAAAAAUUGCCAAGUCUCGUAUUCUUACACUUAGACGACGGACAAACUUACUAACUUUUUAUAGAUAAUACAAUACUUGGCAUUUAAUACAUGUAAAUUUUUCCCUUUUUUUCUCUUUCUCUCAUCUUUUAGUUCUCGUUAUGACAUCAAGUGAAACUAAUAACAAGAUGAUUUUUUGAGAUCAUAAUU
This is a messenger RNA of Mycetomoellerius zeteki, 2719 nucleotides long. RefSeq names its product RAS oncogene family member Rab21 (gene Rab21). Lineage: Eukaryota; Metazoa; Arthropoda; Insecta; Hymenoptera; Formicidae. Gene Ontology annotation, molecular function: GTP binding; GTPase activity. Gene Ontology annotation, biological process: Rab protein signal transduction. The record is from RefSeq and is a predicted model, not a curated record. The transcript is spliced from 4 exons. The coding region runs from base 424 to 1134 and encodes 236 amino acids.